AUGGUUAUUACAGUACGACUCACGUAUGGUACAGAUGAGAAACGUCAGACAAUACUGCUGCAUCGGGGUUUACCAGUGUCAGCGUUGUCGAAUCGAAUGCUUGACAAAAUAGUCCAUCGUAAACGUGGAGGUGCUCGAAGUACCAAGAAAAAGACGACAAGGAAAGGAAAAUCUGUUGGGAAAGAAACUGAGAAAAGCGAUGAUGCUUCAACUCACAAAAUCACCGAGUAUUUUCCGCUUCGUCGAAGCAGUCGAAAAACGGAAAAGCAGCUUGAACAGGAGGAACGUGAUGCAAUGGCAAAUGCUAUUUUAACAGGUAGUAAUGAGGAAUUCCUUGAAAUUUUUGAGUGCGAAGAAAAAGGUCGUGGAAUUCGUACCUUGCGGAAUUUCCAAAAAAAUGAGUUUGUGGUCGAGUAUAAAGGUGAAAUAAUAGAUUUGAGGCUAGCAAGGAUUCGCGAACGAGAAUAUGCCAAAGAUGAUAGCAUUGGCUCAUUUAUGUAUUUUUUCAAAUAUCAAAAUAAGCAAUACUGUGUUGAUGCUACAGAUGAAACACCUUACAAAGGUCGUCUGAUAAAUCAUUCUGUGAUAAGACCGAAUCUCAAAACAAAAGUUAUCGAAUUGAAUGGAUCGAAACACUUGAUAUUGAUUGCUAAGCGAGACAUCGAUAUUGGUGAAGAAUUGCUAUAUGAUUAUGGAGAUCGAACACCUUGUACUGUUGCAGAAAAUCCAUGGCUGUUAAACUCGUGA
Molecule: messenger RNA, 747 nt
Organism: Brugia malayi
Lineage: Eukaryota; Metazoa; Nematoda; Chromadorea; Rhabditida; Onchocercidae
Gene: Bma-set-1
Product: Protein set-1, putative
Exons: 6
Coding region: 1-747 (248 amino acids)
Molecular function (GO): histone H4K20 methyltransferase activity; protein binding
Source: RefSeq, a predicted model, not a curated record